UUCCUGCUCCAGGUGGACACGCGCUCUGGAAGAACCGCCGCAGGUUUCUCCCAGUUCGACCUGGUUUUCCUCUGCAGUCAGAGCUGAGGGCAGGGAUUAGAUCCUCUUGAAGCGAGUCUGAGUCCCGCGCAGGUUUUUUUUUUUAACUCACGCCUCCCACUCUGCUUCCUUCUUGUGCGUGAACGAGAAGACUCCUUCAGAGCUGCGGACAGAAUGACAGGAGAACUGAAGGACGGAACUGAGGAGGAGUUUCCGCAUUCGCCGUUCAUCCGAAAGCAGGGGAACAUUUACAAACCCAACAACAAGGACAUGGACAACGACAGUCUGAACGAGAAGGCGCUGGAGGAUGUCCACACCAAGGAGAUAGACCUGGUCAACCGGGACCCGAAGCGCAUCAACGACGACGUUGUCAAGGUGGAGUUUGAGGAUAUCAUCGCAGAGCCCGCAGGGACCUACAGCUUCGACGGCAUAUGGAAAGCCAGCUUCACCACCUUCACCGUCACCAAGUACUGGUGCUACCGGCUGCUGACGGCGCUGGUCGGCAUCCCGUUGGCCCUGAUCUGGGGAAUCUUCUUCGCCAUCUUGUCCUUCGUGCACAUCUGGGCCGUGGUGCCGUGCAUCAAGAGUUACAUGAUCGAGACCCACUGCAUCAGCCGCGUCUUCUCCAUCUGCGUGCACACCUUCUUCGACCCGCUGUUCGAGGCCAUGGGCAAGUGCUUCAGCAGCAUCCGAAUCCGCAUGUCCAAGGAGGUUUAGUGCUGACGGAAGCGGAGCAAGAGGAGGAUUUGAGGCGAUUCAGGAGGGGUAAAAAGGGUGGGCUGGAUCAUCACCGGAGGAGGGAACAGACCUCUGGAAAACGAGAGGCUGAGGGAUGUUUGGAGGUGAGGGGGUGUGCUCUCAUGGCACCUGAUACCGCAUUUCUCACCUUUUCCCUCCACUGAUGUUAUAACCAAAGGGGUGGGCACAGAAAAA
Molecule: messenger RNA, 972 nt
Organism: Austrofundulus limnaeus
Lineage: Eukaryota; Metazoa; Chordata; Actinopteri; Cyprinodontiformes; Rivulidae
Gene: cav1
Product: caveolin 1
Exons: 3
Coding region: 214-756 (180 amino acids)
Biological process (GO): caveola assembly; cell differentiation; negative regulation of endothelial cell proliferation
Cellular component (GO): cytoplasmic vesicle; focal adhesion; sarcolemma
Molecular function (GO): transmembrane transporter binding; molecular adaptor activity; protein kinase binding
Source: RefSeq, a predicted model, not a curated record